Akanthomyces muscarius is the source of this 1278-nucleotide messenger RNA. RefSeq lists its product as uncharacterized. Gene Ontology annotation, molecular function: glucan endo-1,3-alpha-glucosidase activity. NCBI's taxonomy places the organism in Eukaryota, Fungi, Ascomycota, Sordariomycetes, Hypocreales, Cordycipitaceae. The record is from RefSeq and is a predicted model, not a curated record. The transcript is spliced from 4 exons. The coding region runs from base 1 to 1278 and encodes 425 amino acids.
AUGCGCUUCUCUUUACGUGCAGCCGCUACCGUGCUGCUGGCCAGCCGAGCCGCCGCCAAAGCUGUGUAUGCACACUACAUGCUUGGAGGUGUGACGCCCUCCCACGCACAGAUCGAUGUUGACCAGGCCAAAGCCCUGGGCAUUGAUGCCUUUGCCGUCAACAUUGGCGAGACCUCUGCGAGCUGGGCCCUCAACGCCCUCGAGGGUCUCUUUGCCGCCGCGCAAAAGAGCAACUUUAAGCUCUUCAUCAGCAUGGACUUUUACCAACAGCACGACAUCAACGCAUUCACCAAGCUUGCGCAAAAGUACGUCGGCAACUCGGCGUACCUGCGCAUCGACAAUCGGCCCGUGAUUAGCACGUUUAGCAUGGGCGGCUACACCGUCGACCAGAUCAAGUCCUGGACCUGGAAAAGUCUCGCUGAUGUCGUGUACUUUAUCCCCAAUGCCGAUACUGCGCCUGGAUACAAUGACCCUUCCACGUUUGUGAGGAAUUGGGCGGAUGCGGUUGAUGGAUUUUUCGGGUGGGAGUCGGCAUGGCCUAGUGGUGGCAGGCAGCCCGCUAAUGUAAGCUCGUCGGUCGAUUCGGCGGUGAUGCGGGCUGCGCAUGGGGUAUCAAAGACGUAUAUGGCUCCCUUGUCGUCGCUUCAGUUCAAGGCUUGCUGCGGAGGGCACUACUAUCGCAUCGGAGAGGUCAAUCUGCCGCAGCGAAUGCAGCAGCUUGUUGACUUGCAGCCCGACAUGGUCGAGGUUCUCACCUGGAAUGACGCAGGAGAGAGCCACUACAUUGGCAACAACUGGCCCGAGACCCUCACCAACAACCCCGAAAUCACUGCCUAUUCCAGCAACCAAGUUUGGCCACACACCGCAUGGCAGCCGCUCAUCCAGUCCUUCAUCACUGCAUACAAAGGCAACGGCCGGUUUGCACCGGUCAAGGGCGCGUCUGCGUCCGGCGCCAUGUGGUACCGCACGGUUCUGACCACUGCAAACUGCAAUAAGCCAAGUGCGUGGCAGUCGGCUCGGGACUCUGUCAACUAUGCCAUUAUUUUCGGUGAUGAUGUCUCAAACACUAAAAUCCGCGUGACGACCAAUGGGCAUGUCCUGAGCGAGGUUGCUGCGAAGCCCGGUCUGAACUAUGCAGCGGUCGACGGCAUGCGCUUGGGUGCGCAAAAGGUCGAGGUCGUGAAGAAUGGCGCGGUCACGCUGAAGGCGACGUCGACAGCAAAUGUCGAUAAUAACUCGGACUGUUACUUCAACUACAAAGUCGUUGGGUUCAAAUAG